AAAUAUGCAAAUCAGCCCAUCAGGCAGUGCAGGGUUGCACUGCAGAGGUGAACCUUUCUCCACUUAGGAAAAUGCUGAUGAACAGCCGAAACAUUUUAUCCCAAAACUUCAUUCCCAAUGCUUCAUUUUGAAUAAUCAGGGAGGAGAGACGGCAGCUGGAGUUGCACAAACUGUUUGUCUGUCUCAGAUAUUAAGAUGAGCGCAGACACGUUGGAGCAGUCGGAGGCUCCAACCGAACAGGCAGAGCAGAACGGAAUCAACUUCAAUCGACAAAUAAAGACAGAGGAGAUUAAUGACUCGCCUCAUUCAGCGGCCACACUGAAGACAUGUCAUCUGUCACAGAGCUCUCCAUUGCCUGGAGGUCAGCUGUCUGGGGAGCUCACCUCUCUCCACACCAUGCAGCAGCUGGUUCUGAUGCCACCGUCUCACCUGUCAUCUCAAUCCCCCUUCCUGCUCUCGCAGAGCCCCACCAGCCACCAAGCUCUUUUGCAGCAGAAUCUGCUGUCCCUUCCCUGCCAGAGUCAAACUAGUCUCCUUCAGCAUCAACCUGGACUGGCUCUGACUCCACAGGCUAUGAGUCGCUCUGGUCUGGCAGGACCGUCUAUGGAGAACCACAUGGACAUGUCCCACCUGCAGAUGCCCAAACACAUGUCUGUACCACCACAGGAGGAACCCAGUGACCUGGAAGAACUGGAGCAGUUUGCUAAAGCGUUCAAACAAAGACGCAUCAAACUGGGCUUCACUCAGGGAGACGUGGGCCUUGCCAUGGGAAAACUGUACGGGAAUGAUUUCAGCCAGACCACAAUCUCUCGCUUUGAGGCUCUCAACCUCAGCUUCAAGAACAUGUGCAAGCUCAAACCUCUGCUGGAGAAAUGGCUGAGUGAUGCAGAGAACUCCCCCUCUGACUCCCUGAGCAACCCCACCUCUCUGCCGCCCCUGAUCGAGGGCUACGGCCGCAAACGGAAAAAGAGGACAAGCAUUGAAACCAACAUCAAGCAGACUCUGGAGAAAAGAUUCCUCGACAACCCCAAGCCCAACUCCGAGGAGAUAACCCUGAUCUCAGAGCAGCUAGGCAUGGAGAAGGAGGUGGUUCGGGUUUGGUUCUGUAAUCGGCGUCAGAAGGAGAAGAGGAUCUACUGCCCGGUGACUAGUUUAUCGGUCAAAUCUCACAGCUACAACUCCAGAAUGGUCUCAACAUCCAGAUCUUACAGCCCGCUGGCUUCAGGUGGAGUUUCAUCAAAUUCUUCUCCAAACAGUGCAAGCCGCGAAGCUUCUCCCAACAAUCUGUCCACAGCCUCCGUCUCUUUAACGUCUCAGGUCAACCCAGCUUCCUACAGCUCACCCGGGUCCUGGUAUCGCACAUGGAACCCUGCUGCGUAUCAUCACUGAGAAACAUAAACUCUAUCAUGCGAAGCUUUGUUUGAGGAGGAGGAUGUACACUGAAGAUAUGUGAUGGAGUGGCACGAUAAUACCUGUUCUUAACAGGGUUACAACUACAGGCUAAAUCUUAGACGGAAUCAUGAGACAAAGCAACAGAAGACUGCAAAGACUCACCACACUGCUGUUAGGACGGCCUCGAGCUGUUUGAUUUGCAUUCAUGUGACUCUUCACUCUACUUAGAUCAACUGCAGAGAGGAAGAAUACACUGAAAAAAACACACACAACUGAAAAGAUAUAAUAAACCCUAGCAGGAAUUCUCAUAUUCAAGCCUGUGUGGCUCAACUAAUCUGUUUAAAUGUCAAACUGUUACUUUUUUUCUGUCAUCUUUACAUUAUGCUGGACUCCAAUGAUCAGUUUUGCUGGUAUUUUAUGUUUUUAUGUUAUUAGUCAGUUAUUAGUGUUGUUUUGGUGAAUUUAAUUUAAUCCUCCAUUGUGUACUGCUCGUCUGUCUAAAUAAAUAUGCAGUCUGAACACAGGGAUUGCAUUGAACUGCAUGUUCGUGACUGGUAUUAGUGAGCAGAACAGCUUUCGAUUUGGUUAUUUUAGUUCUUUAAAGCCGUUUAACUAAGCUGGUGAGAGAAAAUGUAAACCUCUGCUGGUCCAAACCAGCUCCUGGGGCUUCUGUGUACUUUGUCUCUUUUUUCUGCUGUGGCUUGUUGUUCUGCUUACUACAGACUCUCAUAAAAAAACUGCCUUUCAGACCUCAAGUCAUGGAUGGAUUACUGAGCGGGCCGACUGGGCACAGGCCAAGGUGCCCCGGGGGUCAGGGGUCCUGACUGAUAAAAUGUUGUUAAAAAAACCCAAUCACAAAGAUAUGCUAAACGACCAGAAACAUACACAAAAUUACACACAUACCGUAUACCCAUACUGACCAGAAACAACCCAAAAUGGCUAAAGAGACACAAAAUGACCACA
This is a messenger RNA of Etheostoma cragini (Arkansas darter), 2355 nucleotides long. RefSeq names its product POU class 2 homeobox 3 (gene pou2f3). Lineage: Eukaryota; Metazoa; Chordata; Actinopteri; Perciformes; Percidae. Gene Ontology annotation, molecular function: DNA-binding transcription factor activity, RNA polymerase II-specific; RNA polymerase II cis-regulatory region sequence-specific DNA binding. Gene Ontology annotation, cellular component: nucleus. The record is from RefSeq and is a predicted model, not a curated record. The transcript has 13 exons. Gene Ontology annotation, biological process: regulation of transcription by RNA polymerase II. Bases 196 to 1389 code for a protein of 397 amino acids.